AUGUCAAGCAGUCGGCUACGCAACGCCGAUCGCAACGCCAAUGAGGAGCAGCUGGGCGCCAAGCCCAAAACAAAGACUGACAACAAUAUGCAGCAGUCAACAACAGUCGGCGCAUUGUCAGCCAACUACAUGGAGCUGGAGUUUAGCCAAGUUGAGGCCACAGGCUUUAGCGAGCUGCCUGUAAGCUAUGCCACCAGCACAGUGGUGCCUUUGGUUUAUCGCGAACAGGGACCGCCCACACCGCCGCCGCUGUCGCAGAUACCUUCGAGGGAGUCGCGGCUGCUGCACUCGGCACCGAAUACGCCCAGUCGCGGCAAAGUGGUGUUGAGCAAAAAGGAGCGCAAGGAGCUGAGCAAGCAGCUGGGCCUCGAGGAGUUUGGCAUCGGCAGCAGCAGCUCAGUGCAGUCAAGUCCCUACAAAGGACGUGUCAGUGAGCUAAAGAACUGCAUAGCGCGUGGACUCUUUGCCACGCUGCAUCGUGGCUCACAAAAGGUUGCCACCUCGCAUAUGGACAACUAUUGUCUGUUUGAUCCUGUGGAUUUCAUCAAUGAAAAGGCUUUGCGUUAUCCGAACAACGCCAAGCACGGACUGCGUGAUCCUUUGUUCAGCUCACGGCAGCAUUUGGUGUGCGAGGAUGAGGAGGAGCUGGUGCCAGAGGUUAUCUACGAUGGCGAUGAGCUGGAGGAAACAAUUAUCAUCGAAACCUCAGCCGAAGCAGAGCUCGAAACUGAAGCCAGCGCUUGUGCUUUACCCCAGUACGAACAUCAUAAUUACUUUAUCAUAGAUCCGGAUGAUUUUGAAAUGGAAGCAGCGCCACCUAUGCUAGACAUAGGCAUACCCAAUCCCUAUACCAAUGAGCAACUAGUCAAUGCCAAGCUGGAGCAGCAGAAUCUACAAAGCGACAUGUCCAACAGUCAAGAGUCCAAAGAUACGGAAACCACCUCCACAGCUUUAGUUGAAUCCUCCACCUCAACCAACUCGGCCAGCUCCAGUGGCAGCUCCAGCACUACACAGCAAAAAAAGAAGCUAACCUUUCUCAAUCUGUCGCCCUUUCGUACGACUAACAAGAAAUCUACGCAGAAAUCAAAUACGGAACAACGCGCUAUCUCCGAGUUAGUUACCUCGGAUCACAUGUUGCACUUGCAACAAUUGUUGCAACAACAGCGCAAGGAUCAACGCGCUCAUACUGUGCCCAUCGAAUCGAAUUAUGUGCUGUUUAAUCCUGGCCCCGUGCCGAGUCGCCAUGUGCAGUACAAAAUACGCAAGCCACGCCCACUUUCAACGCACAGCGAUGCGGAUAGUGGAUUUCUAUCGCCCUGCUCACCAGACGAACUGAAGGCCAAUCCGGCUAUACUAGUGCUGCAGCAAUGCGAUAGUGUUCAAGGUUAUAUUGAGGUGAGUUUGGAUUAA
Messenger RNA from Drosophila busckii, 1410 nucleotides. RefSeq lists its product as uncharacterized. The transcript is spliced from 2 exons. Lineage: Eukaryota; Metazoa; Arthropoda; Insecta; Diptera; Drosophilidae. Bases 1 to 1410 code for a protein of 469 amino acids. The record is from RefSeq and is a predicted model, not a curated record.